AUGAAAAUUACAGAGAACUUCAAGGGACUGGUCAAAGCCUUUAAAAUAAAAUUAUCAGAUACCCUUGUGCAAGGACUCAUGACCGCGUUCGCCGGGCCGAAUAAAAAAGUUGACCAGACUGCUAUGAAGGCAACCUUUCUUCAGCAGUACCCUGAUACAACUCCUCCUCCACCUCCAGUAGUAAAAAAAAAUAAAUCGAAGGAUAAAAAGUCGGACAGCAAAAAACCGAAGGAAAGGAACGAUAAUAACGUCCAAAAGCAAUCUAAGGAAAAAACUAAAAAAGGUAAGCGAAAAGGCCUGAAGGUAGUGAAAAUAGCAGAAUCUAAUUCCAAUACGGAAGAAGAGUCGGACGAGUUAGAAAACGAGGAUGAACCUGAAAACUGA
Molecule: messenger RNA, 384 nt
Organism: Athalia rosae (coleseed sawfly)
Lineage: Eukaryota; Metazoa; Arthropoda; Insecta; Hymenoptera; Athaliidae
Exons: 1
Coding region: 1-384 (127 amino acids)
Source: RefSeq, a predicted model, not a curated record